AUGCCUCGCCUCGAUACCCAUCCUUUAGCCUUAUUUUCCCUCAUACCCAAAAAUGAGCGGGCCAAAGCUGUGGUCGCCGAUCCGCUGAAUGACCAUCUUGCUUCGUUGUUAGGAGGUAUACCCGUACUCGACAUUGGUCUCAAUGUUCGCUCGAAAUCGUGUAAUACCCUUGCAACACUUGGACGGGGUGACGUUGAUGUCUAUGUGGCAGGUUCCAGUAUCUCCAAGACUCAGUGCUCGUUUGAGAGGGACCCAAACACGAAUGUUAUUAUGCUCUACGACAGGUCGCACAGUCAAACAACUCAGGUCUUUGGUGGCGAAGAUGACGAAUCCAUGCCAUUUGAGUAUGGACGCCUCCGCAAAGUUGUUGUUCAGGCUAAGGUCAACACUAUGCUUGGAAUGGGUGGAGAAGGGCGGAACUUGGUUUUAUUUGAGUUGAAAUGGCACCUCUCUGCCGCUGAGAUGAUAGGGAAGAACUGGAAAAACAUCUCCCCGGACAUAGAAGACAAUCCCCGCGUCGCUCGGACUAUCGACGACGCGGAAACUGUCUUGCCCUCUCGGCGAGAAACCAGGCCACACACGUCAGGACGGGUUGGGCUAAAGAUGAGAUACGCAAAAAUUGAUAGGAUUGGAUCCGGGAAAUUUGGGGAAGUAUACAAAGUCGUUGACGCGGACUUGGGCAAGCUCAUGGCCGUUAAGAUAUUAAAGACGCCAGUGAGUGGAGCAACAGAAGAACAAGCUAGGAAAUCGGUGUAUUAUGCACUGAAGCGUGAAGUAGAAACUCUUGCCAGGAUCACCCAUCCAUACAUUGUUGAUUAUAUCGCCUCCCAAGGCUGGGGCGGACCCAAGGUUGAGAUAUUCAUGGGUCUAAAAGAAGGGACAUUGGAGUCAUUAGUCGAGAUCGGGACUGCCACACGCUUCGAGUAUUCCCUUUUCCAUCAUAUGCUCCAAGCACUCGAUUGCCUUGCAUUCUACGGCAUCAUUCAUCGAGACGUGAAGCCGGAGAAUAUCCUCUACGUAACGGGUUCGGAUGGCCAGUAUGUAUUCCAGCUCGGAGAUUUUGGUCUUUGCAACCGUAAAAUCAUUGCCGAAUCUUGUGUCGGAACUUUAAUUUACAUGGCCCCUGAGUUAUUCCAGGAAAAGGAGCAAACCGAUAAAGUAGACGUUUGGUCGCUCUUUGUCACGAUGUUGUGGACACUUGAUACAGGAUUUCGUCAGAUGUGCAAAAGUUCCAACAGCGUAGGUGAGAUUCAAAAGGCUGUCUCGCUUGCGGCCUCGCAGUCACCCACUGUUGCACGAAUCAAAGAAAUGGCGAUCGUUGAUGCGGAAAAUCGUGCUUCAGCGGCGCAAAUGCUUCUCAAACACUUCAAAGGAGAAGGGCUCAGUACUCCUCAGAAUCAGGUCCCAGCUUUGCGGACCACUCCCGCAGCCCCGGCAACCCCCGUCUCUAGAGCAGGAGAGCCAAAAGGUCCACAAAAUCAUGCGAGUCCACCCUCAGCUGCAGGUCAAUACGGAGUCGGUAAAGCUCUUCAAGAUCCUUCGCAAAGACUAUCAUUAGAUCCAAUGAGCGAGGUGCGCCUGGGACAAGCAUUCAGUCCCCCAUUUGCAGAGAAUCCUCAAAUUCCUGGCGCAUUUCCAUCUGGCAACGCCCCAUUCGGCAACGCCCCAUUUGGCAACGCUCCAUUUGGCAACACUCCAUUUGGCAACACUCCAUUCGGCAACGCUCCAUUCGGCAACGCCCCAUUUGGGAACGCCAACCUUAGGCCGAGGAAGAGCAGAGAACGGGCCGGAAAGGGCAAAGAAAGGGCCUACUUUUCCUGA
Messenger RNA from Histoplasma capsulatum G186AR, 1821 nucleotides. RefSeq lists its product as uncharacterized. Gene Ontology annotation, biological process: protein phosphorylation. The transcript is spliced from 2 exons. The record is from RefSeq and is a predicted model, not a curated record. Gene Ontology annotation, molecular function: protein kinase activity; ATP binding. NCBI's taxonomy places the organism in Eukaryota, Fungi, Ascomycota, Eurotiomycetes, Onygenales, Ajellomycetaceae. Bases 1 to 1821 code for a protein of 606 amino acids.